AUGUCUCUGGGUGUAAACAAAAACAGGUUAACGCAUACGAUUUUUUAUUUACAUUUUAAUUUAAUAUGUUCUAUUGUUUUAGUUUUGCUAAACCGAUGGAUUUAUGUAAAUAUCGGUUUUCCAAAUUUGACUUUGACGUUAUUGCAUUUUAUUACCACGUUUAUUGGACUAAAUAUUUGUGAACGUUUUAAUUUGUUUCAAGUGAAAACAGUUCCUCUGAAAGAUAUUUGUUUAUUAUCUGUUACCUUUUGCGGUUUUGUUAUUUUUACAAAUUUAUCACUACAAUUUAACACAGUGGGUACUUAUCAAUUAGCCAAAGUCGUCACGACACCCGUCGUUGUUUUUCUCCAAAAGAUUUUUUAUAAAAAAGAUAUAAGUUUUAAAAUAAAAUGCACGUUAAUUCCCAUAAUUGUCGGAGUUGUGAUGAACUUUUAUUAUGAUAUUAAAUUCAAUUAUAUCGGAACGUUAUGUGCUACGUUAGGAGUGUUAAUUACUUCUUCAUAUCAAAUUUUAGUUAGUUCAAAACAACAUGAAUUGCAAAUGAAUCCAAUGCAGUUACUGUACUAUCAAACCCCAGUUUCAUCACUCAUGUUACUACCAAUUGUAAUUUAUUUCGAACCUCUUACUGAUACAAUUUUUAGAACUUUUAAUAGUUUAGAAGUAAUCAUAGUCUGCAUGUCUUGCAUUGUGGCACUUUUUGUAAAUAUAUCAAUUUAUUGGAUAAUCGGUAAAACUAGUCCAUUGACUUACAAUAUAUUUGGACAUUUAAAAUUUUGCUUAACUGCGCUUGGAGGAUUUUUGAUUUUUAAUGAACCAAUGUCAUUCAUGCAAUGCGUCGGAGUCAUAUUAACACUUUCUGGAGUUACAUUUUAUGCUCAUUUCAAGGUUUGA
Pediculus humanus corporis (human body louse) is the source of this 891-nucleotide messenger RNA. Its product is annotated as GDP-mannose transporter, putative. Lineage: Eukaryota; Metazoa; Arthropoda; Insecta; Psocodea; Pediculidae. Gene Ontology annotation, cellular component: Golgi apparatus. The transcript is spliced from 2 exons. The record is from RefSeq and is a predicted model, not a curated record. Gene Ontology annotation, molecular function: antiporter activity; nucleotide-sugar transmembrane transporter activity. The coding region runs from base 1 to 891 and encodes 296 amino acids.